Penicillium diatomitis is the source of this 951-nucleotide messenger RNA. RefSeq names its product SDR family NAD(P)-dependent oxidoreductase. NCBI's taxonomy places the organism in Eukaryota, Fungi, Ascomycota, Eurotiomycetes, Eurotiales, Aspergillaceae. The transcript is spliced from 4 exons. The record is from RefSeq and is a predicted model, not a curated record. Bases 1 to 951 code for a protein of 316 amino acids.
AUGUCGUCGGGUUUAGCAGCUCGCCAACGACUCCAGGCUCUCAGCAAGCAAUUAGUCGAGGGGAUUCCAGAGGAAGGCUCCUUCGAGGGAAUUCCUAAGAUCCGUCAUAUUGCAGGAAACUCGGCUGGACCUCGUACUCAAGACAAAGUUGUGAUCGUCACUGGUGCAAAUUCUCCCAAUGGAAUCGGGCGUGCGAGUGCCCAUCAGUAUGCCAAUAAUGGCGCGAAGGCAGUCUACAUUUGCGACUAUGCCGACUCGCAUCUAGCCACACACAAGCGAGAAAUGGAAUCGCUCUAUCCUGGCGUGGAUGUCCACGUGCGACAGUUUGAUGCAGGCGACGAAAAAGCCGUUAUUGCCGUCGUGGACGAUGCGAUCUCGAAGUAUGGCCGACUAGAUAUCUUCUUUGCCAAUGCUGGCAUCGUCGGCCAACCUAAGAUCUUCACUGAAAUUGACGCCGAUGGAUUCAUGCAGACAAUGAAGACGAAUGCUCUAGGUGUCUUCCUGGCUGCCAAACAUGCCGCACCAGCCAUGAAAGUGACUUCCGACAGCAAGCCAUAUCCCGGCGGAUCCAUUAUCCUUACAGCCUCAGUGGCCGGUCUCCGCUCCAAUGCCGGCUCAACCGACUACUCUGCCUCCAAAGCUGCCGUGGUCUCCAUUGCCCAGACCUGCGCCUAUCAACUCACCGGCACAGGCAUUCGCGUCAACGCCAUUUGUCCCGGUCUCAUUGAGACAGGCAUGACACAGUCGGUCUUUGACCAUGCCCGCAAGCGUGGCACUGAACGCAAAAUCGGCCAGCUGAACCCGAUGCAGCGCGGCGCUGUGGCUGACGAGGUUGCGCGGGUGGCGUUGUUCCUGGGAAGUGACGAGAGUAGCUAUGUGAAUGGGCAGGCUUGGGCUGUUUGCGGUGGUUUGAGCGCGGGCCAUCCAGUGGUGCCUGGAAAGCUUGCCUAG